UAGAACAAACUUAAAUCAUCUAUUAUAGAUCGGGACUUAUGCACAAGCUUGCUGUAUUUCGUCUGCUAAAUACUUCGAAUCAAAACAGAUUGAAAGUAAAUUUUUAUUAAGAUUUAUGAAUUAGAUACCAUGGAAAGGAAGCAUUUUGAUGAAGUUUUGGGAGGACUCCCAUAUGAAGUGUCUAUUAUGAACUUUGUAUCUUCGCGAGCUCAUGAAAUUUCUGCAAUGACAUCUUCUAUAGAAAAUCCUAAACAAACAAAGUUGAUAUUUCAAAAACUUCCUAUAUAUAUGCGUAGACGAGUCAUGUCUCACAAUGUCAAAAGACUACCACAUAGGUUGCGGCAAGCACAUGCAGCACAAAUGGCAAAAUCAGGAAAUAGCAAAGAUUUAUCAUUUACAAACAAGCGACCAUCUCGGAAAUAUCGUAGAAGACCAAGCAAUUUACUUUCUGAAUACAAUCGCAGACAGCAAAAUAAAAUCUGGUUAGAAACUCACAUCUGGCAUGCAAAACGUUUUCAUAUGAUUAAUAAAUGGGGAUAUAAAAUUGCAAAUCAUCCUAAUGACAAAUGUUUUAGAGCUAAUUAUCGAGCUGCUCGAAAACAUUGUCUCAUAGUAGAUAUGUCUUAUUAUACUUGCAUUGAAAUAACAGGAGAAGAAAAUUUGUUAAUAACAACUUUAAGAACACAUUGUAAUACAACAACAUUAACUUUUGCCGCAAAGAAAUAUAUCGAUGGCCAUAGAGAAGGUACUUUAAUGUUCUUUAAGAGAAAUGGUUAUCCAUACUUUCCUAUUGGCAAUGUGAAUUUUUUUUGGCAACCAAAAAAAUCAGAUAUUAGAACUAUUUGGAUCUGGAUACAUCCUGCCUUUUAUGAUGAUUUUCUUAAUGAAAUUAUAUCAAGUUUUGAAUUUAAGUUAAACAAAAUUGAACAAGAGUUAAUUGAUACUAUCCCCAAUUUGUACACAAAUGAUGCAGGUUGUAAGAUGAUCAUAUUAAAAAACAUAUUGAAUAGAUUUCGGCUUCAUGGGCCAUUAUCUUUAGAAGUAUUAACAAAAGCAUUACAAUUGCCAUCUUUAAGUAAAUUAGACUUCAGCUCAGAAAUAGAUUAUACUAUUCUAAAUGCCGAUAAUUUGUCAAAUAUGAACAAAAUGGACACAAGUAAAAUAUUAGAAGACAGUAAUAUACAAUCUACUGAGCAGAUAGCAACUGAUGAAAUAAGUGAAGAAAAUAUUACAAUUUCUGAACAUUUGAGUACACAACUUAAAAAGAAAGCAUGGUACAUUAAUUAUUAUAAGAAACAAGAAAAUAUGGAAGCUUUCGAAGUACAAGAACAAAUGUGGCAAAAAUUGAAAAAUUUAGGAUCGCCAAAUCAUUUACCAACAAAUAUGAUUAUGGGAAUAACCGUUUUAGAUCCACGUUUUUAUUUACCUGAGAAAAGAACAAAAUGUAAUAUUGAAACAGCAGAAACAUUUUCCCAAUCGAUUCUGGUAGAGCCACUACCCAAUUCUAACUGUUCUCCCAUUUGGGAUAUAGAAAUACGCCGUAUUGUAAGCAGUUCUUACAUGUCCACUAGUAUUAUAAACAAACUUAGAAGUGAAUGCCUUGUACCUGGUAUAUCAAAUGAUCAAUAUUAUGAUGAGAACAUUAUGGCAAAAAUACCUAUAUUUCUUAUUCAGAAACCUGGAACUAUUACGGGUAUGUAAUAUGUCUAAUGUUUAAUAUUAUGUA
Molecule: messenger RNA, 1726 nt
Organism: Pogonomyrmex barbatus (red harvester ant)
Lineage: Eukaryota; Metazoa; Arthropoda; Insecta; Hymenoptera; Formicidae
Gene: Pop1
Product: POP1 ribonuclease P/MRP subunit
Biological process (GO): tRNA 5'-leader removal
Cellular component (GO): ribonuclease MRP complex; nucleolar ribonuclease P complex
Source: RefSeq, a predicted model, not a curated record